AGCGUCCAUCCAAAUUCUAUUUCCUUCUUUCCUAAGAAAUCAAUCACUAUCACCAGCGUUAACGCGGUUCCCUUUGCAUUAGAAUUUAGAAAUAUAAAUUAAUUAUUUAUCAUUUGCCAUAUUUGCUUAUUUACACUUUUAGCCCCACGCGUUCCCCAAUUCUUCUCCUUCAUUCUCAAUUCUCAAUUCUCAAUUCUCAAUUCUCAUAUUUAUCACUAUCUCUUACCUUACACUGCUACGUACAUUUUCCAGGAAAGUUCAAAAUUUUCCUGGAAAGAUUUCUCAUUUCAUUCUGUCCCGAUUUUCCUUUCCCUCAUACCAGGACACCCGUUUCAUAUUUUCCGCCAAAUCCAUAAACAAACUAUAAAUAAAUAAAAAUCCUCAUUUGCUUCUGAAUUCCGAUGGGGCAAGGGCAAUCCAAGGACGAAGUGCUCUACCAGCAAGUCGGUUAUGGGAACAGCGAAGGCAUCAAAACCCUUCACAGAGAAGGUGCAGGCCUAGAGUGGAGGGACAAAGAAGCAAAGACCCCCUUGAUUGUUGCUUGUAUGAAUCCCCAGCUUUAUAAUGUUGCUAAAACAUUGAUAGAACUUGGAGCCAAUGUCAAUGCAUACCGUCCUGGUCGUCAUGGUGGGACUCCAUUGCAUCAUGCAGCUAAAAGGGGCUUUGACAGUAUUGUUAAGUUACUUCUUUUGCAUGGAGCCAAUCCUUUAGUGUUGAAUGAUGAUUGUCUAACUGCUCUUGAGGUUGCCAGGGCCAAAGGGCACAGCAAUGUUGUUCGCGCAAUUGAGAGUCAUUUAUGCUUGUUCUCUGGCUGGUUGCGGGAGUUUCACGGACCUGGGUUUCUAGAAGUAGUAGCUCCUCAGUUGGUAUCUAAAAAAGUUUGGGUGGUUGUUUUACCAGUUGGCUCCCGUAAUCUUACCAGACCUUACAAGUUGGAGCUUGCCAUAUAUUCUAAUUUGCAGGAUGCACAACCACGUACAAUCAUUUCUCUGUGGAAGGCCCAUUUACAAGAACCAAAGCUUCACCAGUCUGAUCCAUCAGUGUCAAUUGUUGAUCACACUACUAAAACACGCAUUAAACUUGGGCCUGCAAGUGAGAGUGACAAGCAACAACUUACAUGGUUUUCUAAUGCUUGCAAAGGAAUUCCACAGGCAAGUCCAGCAUUCUUGCAAAAUAAUGUGGCUACAGGUCCACCCACAGCACCACCAGCUGCAGAAGACACAGAGUUGGCUAUGGCCAUCAGUGCAUCCCUUCAGUCUGCCAUGCAGGAGAGGCCGCCCUUUCCUGAUGUCCAGUCAAACUUUGAAGCAAGCUCUUCCAGCAAUGCAGUGAAUACAGGCAAUCAUAGUUUUCUGGGCACACCAAAUCCAGAUAAAAGUGAUAGUGAGUUGGUACAUGAUGCUAACCCGGGUUUGGAGUUCAAUCCAUCGGCACCACCAAUCACUGAUGAGAUUCCAACAGAUGGCCCCAUUCAAUAUCCAUCAAUUGAUUCAAGCCCUGUUGAUUUAGCAUCUCCAGAUGUUGAGAAGCUCCCUAAAGAAGAAAAUAAUGCUAGUGGAAGCGGUUCAUGUGUGAUAUGUCUAGAUGCUCCAGCAGAAGGGGCAUGCAUACCCUGUGGCCAUGUUGCUGGAUGCAUGUCUUGCUUGAACGAGGUGAAAUCAAAGAAAUGGGGUUGCCCUGUAUGUCGGUCUAAGAUAGACCAGAUCAUAAAGCUAUACCAUGUUUGAGCUUUGAAACGUUGUGGAGAAGUUAGCAAUGUUGUUCAUACAUGUUGCAUAAGUAGCAGUACACAUGUCAUAAAAAUUGAAAAUUUUCAGCUAGAAAUGGCAAAGAGAAAAAUGUCUAUACUAGAAGAAUCCAAAUACGUCAUGGGUCUUUGUGAAUAUCUGAAAUUUCAUAUGCUUCAUUAUGUGCUUGUGGAUUCAAACUAGCAUUUCUGGAAGGUCAAUUGUGAAACUAGUAUAUUUUGCAGCCCUCAAUUGUCCAAUUCUGGUUCUACAUCUAAGAGAUUGUGAAUGGAAUACAGUGGUCUCGGGAUUCCUGGGUUUGUUUUCAAACCUGCGUAUUUUAUGUCUACUAUUUGGAUUUGCACCCCUUUCUUGUUUUUAAGCUUAUAUAACUUUUUGUGCUAAAUAAUAUAUAUGGUUUUAUUUUAUUU
Cajanus cajan (pigeon pea) is the source of this 2158-nucleotide messenger RNA. Its product is annotated as putative E3 ubiquitin-protein ligase XBAT35. The record is from RefSeq and is a predicted model, not a curated record. Lineage: Eukaryota; Viridiplantae; Streptophyta; Magnoliopsida; Fabales; Fabaceae. Gene Ontology annotation, molecular function: protein binding.